GAGAGUAUAAGAGAUCUGGAAAAGUGAAGUAAAGAUUCUCUGAGAUCAGCUAUUCACCAUCAGUUGGUUCUUCUCUCGCAGGAUUUUAACGUUAGGCUGAAGUCUCCAUCUGACUCUCAGUAUGGUGGAGCCUGCUGAGCUGCUGCUCAUCAAAGACCAGUAUGAGAUGGCGUUUCACUCCCUGAGUCGUGGGUUGACCGCCCAAGAGGCUGGGGAAAGAGCGGAGGCCCUGGAGUAUUACAGAAAGGGCCGACAGCACCUGACGCAGGGAGUGGAGAUUCCCACUGGGGGGGAGAGGCACCAUGGAGCGGCCUGGGACACAGCCAGGCAGCUUCAACAGAAAAUGAGGGACACUCUGAGUACUGUCAACACCCACCUCUCUGACCUAGAGACCUCACAGCCGACAGAAGGAGACCAGAGGCAGCGACUGUUACUGGAACUUAACAGCCAGCCUCCCAAUAGCUCUCUCCUCCACCUGUACCCCACCAUCCCCCCCACCCAGAGCACAACCCCAACCCCAAUUACACUCCCUCCCCGUCCUGUGUCCUCUCCUCUGUACAGAUACUCCCUCUCUACAGCAGCUCCAGGAGCUAUAGCCAUGGCUAAUCCAGGGGACCAGCCUCCAGCGUAUACACCAAAUCCCACAGACGGGCACAGCAGCCUGGCUUACGGCCCUGCUGGAGCCGGCCUCUGGUCGGGGCAACCGAGCAGAGUGGUAGCAGCAGGACGAGAUGGAAAUGAGUUGCUUUUUGUCCCCUCUGGUGUGCAGAUGUUUUUCGUGGCACCAAACGGACAGGUCAGCUCCUUGUCUAAUCCCGGGUUCCUGCGGAUCAUCACGUUUGAUGCUGAGAACAAGGAUUCCACUGCGGGAAAACCCUCAGCAUUUCUACAUGUAUGUAAUUGGCUGUACCCACUGACAGUAGAAACUCCAGUGCUGUUGGCCAACUCCGGGAUCUUCAUGUUCCCUGACUCCUUGGCAAAUACUCCAGGGUCCUACGUGGGCAUAGUGCUGUCCUCUGAACUGCCCGCUGCCUACAGAGAGAUGUUUGUGGACCUCCUAUCACAGCUCACAGAACUCAGGAUCCAGGGUCCAGAGGGGUCAGAGGUCAUCAACCUGAGUAUGAAAGUCCCCCUUGGUCCCAUGGAACAACAGACAGGACUGACAGGGGAGAAGGAAAAACCACCACUUCCUGCAUGGAGUGAGAAGAUGGCACAAGGAAUCCUGACAGGAGCAUCACGGUUAAGUCAAGGGCUUGUUAAAGGAGCAGAGGCCACAGGUCGGGCCAUUCAUAAAGGAGCGGCCAAGAUCCGGGACCACGUCACGCCUGAGGAAACCCCCUCAGAGGUCAGCCCCGGGGUCAACAAAAGUCUGCAGGUCGCUAAACAGGCCACUGGGGGUGCUGUGCGAGUCAGCCAGUUCUUGGUUAAUGGAGUGAGUGCAGUGGCAGGACAUGUGGCAGACAAGGUGGCUCCACAUGUUAAAAAACAUGGUGCUAAGCUGGUCCCAGAGUCCAUGAAGAGCAAAGAUGGCCAGCCUUCGAAUUUGGAUGGAGCCAAGUUAGUGGCAGCCACAAGUGUUCAAGGUUUUUCUACUGUUUGGUCCAGUCUGGAAAAUGGAGCAAAGCUUGUUGGCAAAAGUGUUUCAGCCGAGACCGUCAAAACUGUGACCUACAAGUACGGUAAUGAUGCAGGUGAGGCCACAGACACAGCUCUGCGGUCGGUGGUCAAUGUCGGUGUCACUGCGUACAACAUUGACAAUCUGGGCUUCAAAGCCUUCCUGAAGAGCGCAGGCAAAGAGACGGCCAAGGCCAUGGUCAAAAGACCAGACGGACAGUCAUCAGACACUGAGGCGAAGGAGGCGCCGAAGAAAGAAGAUAAAGAGAUGAAAAAAUAAGAUUUCCACAGGACGUGCUUUAGUGCUGUGGUGGGUCACUUCCUUAUUUGUAGAUUUAUAAAAGAAAAUAUAGGGCAUGGUUUUAGAAGAGAUGUUUUUUUUUAUAAGAUAAGGAACUAAAAACAAAUAAACAAACUCAGGUAUUAGCCUGAAUCAAAGUCCAGAUCUAAAGCUAUUUAAGUUAUUUAUAUAUAUGGUUUUGUAUUGUUCAAUGUGAAUUUAAACUUUUAGACAAAACUACUGAUACUUGUAUUGUAGAACUGUAAGCUUUUCAUUGUUUUUGUGUCUCUCUCUCUGUAU
This is a messenger RNA of Paralichthys olivaceus (Japanese flounder), 2194 nucleotides long. The record is from RefSeq and is a predicted model, not a curated record. Lineage: Eukaryota; Metazoa; Chordata; Actinopteri; Pleuronectiformes; Paralichthyidae.